GGUCGUAUCACCGCAACGACGAGCGUCAGGUCGUGCGUCAGAGGCCUUGGUCCGAAGGAGAAGCCGACACUGGGGGCCCCCCGCUCGUUUCCCAACAGAGAUACUCCGCUCCUGCAUCUUUGGCUUCCUGGGCGCCGGGUGCCUGCAAAGGGCGAGCGGUGCUUGCCGGGCCUGGAGGGAUGCUGCCGUCGACGAGCAACUUUGGAAGGAUCUCUGUCUGAGGCGCUGGGUCGGCAAGCACGUAGGUCUCCUGGAAGACUGCCACCACUUCUACCAGCAGCAGCGGGAGCAGUCGGAGGAUGGAGAUGAGGGAGAGACAUCGGAAGAGCAGCAGCAGCGGCAGCAGCAGUUGCAGCCCAUCGAGCUUGCCCGAAGCCUUAGCGGUGGCCUUGAGGAGCUCGUGGCCGCGAUGCCGAUCAAGGUCAUGAAGAGACGCCUCCACGAGCUGGGGGCGAACCCCGCCAGGCUUGCGGCCUGCCUGGAAAAGGGACGGCCUCUUGAGGCAGAAGGGACAGCUGCCGGCGUGGCUCUCGCGGGUGAGGGGCUGGCGGUGGAGCUUCCACUUCUCCUACAAGGACGCCAAGCGGCAGUGGAUGACCAUGGAGGACCUGGCAAGAACGCCCUGGAUGGGUUCCACCAGGACGGGCUCGUGUGGCACUUCGAGGACAACCACCGCUUCGUCAAGGUGUCGAACUACCCGGCUCUAGAGGUUGAACGAGACGAGAAAUCCUGGGGGUGGAGGCUAGUCAACGCGCAUGUCACCUUCAAGCAAGAGCGAGCGGUGCCGCCGUAG
Messenger RNA from Ectocarpus siliculosus, 793 nucleotides. The record is from the annotation of a GenBank genome assembly. Lineage: Eukaryota; Phaeophyceae; Ectocarpales; Ectocarpaceae.